AUGGGCGUUUUCGCUAAGCGCACAAAGUGCAAGACCAGGCGUCGCCUGAGAGAUGUUGAUCAGGUCCAGAAGGAUUUGACCAACGCCAGGCACUUGGAGCUCUACAAGGAGACCAAGGCCGUUGAGGAUCUGCCUGGUCUGGGAAGGCACUACUGCGUUGAGUGUGCCAAGUGGUUCGACAUGGAAUCGACUCUUGUCAAGCACACCAAGGGCAAGCCUCACAGGAGAAGGUUGAAGGAGCUCAAGGAGGGUCCCUACACCCACAAGGAGGCCGAUGCCGCCGUGGGCCUCUGGACCGACAAUGGUCGUGGGCGGGCUGCGGAGACCAAGGAGAUUGACAUGAUGUGA
This is a messenger RNA of Sordaria macrospora k-hell, 348 nucleotides long. RefSeq lists its product as uncharacterized. The record is from RefSeq and is a predicted model, not a curated record. Gene Ontology annotation, molecular function: nucleic acid binding; zinc ion binding. Lineage: Eukaryota; Fungi; Ascomycota; Sordariomycetes; Sordariales; Sordariaceae.